This is a messenger RNA of Naegleria gruberi, 1173 nucleotides long. RefSeq lists its product as uncharacterized. The transcript has a single exon. Gene Ontology annotation, molecular function: protein binding. Lineage: Eukaryota; Heterolobosea; Eutetramitea; Acrasida; Naegleriidae. The record is from RefSeq and is a predicted model, not a curated record. The coding region runs from base 1 to 1173 and encodes 390 amino acids.
AUGAAGAAUUUGAGAAGAAUUUCGCAGAAUGGUGGAUAUGUAAUUUUCUCACCUUUUAAUUUAAAUUUUGGAGAAUUGAAAUAUUUGACAUCGCUUGAUAUUAGUAAUAAGCACUUGUCAGAUGAAUAUAUUGCAACAAUUGGUAAUUGGGAUACAUUGAAAGAGUUAGAUGUCAGUUUAAAUAGUGAUAUUACUGAACGUGGAAUUGGAAUAAUUAGUGAAAAAUCUCUAUUGAAUAAGUUAAGUGUUCAUUCAAUGACCAUCAGCACAAAAGGUUUUGAAUUGAUCAGUAGAAUGAAAAAUUUGACAGAUUUAAACAUUAUGCAAACUGUAUUGGAUAUUGAAAAAAUCAAAUUCAUUUCUGAAAUGGAACAGUUAACAGCAAUUGACAUUUCUUUCAAUAAUAUUGGAACUGAUGAAUUAGGAUUGAUCUGUAAGCUUGAAAAACUCAGAAUACUCAAAGCAAAUGGUAAUCAAAUUAAUUCUGAUGGAGCUAAAUUGAUCAAAGAUUUGAAACAUUUAACUCAUCUCAGUAUUAACAAUAACCAAAUAGGAAAAGAAGGUGUCAAAUGUAUUGGUGAACUUGAACAUUUAACACAUCUUGCAGUUGGUAGUAAUAGAAUUAAAGAUAAAGGAUUGAAAUAUAUUGGAAGAUUGCAAAGAUUGAAUUUCCUUUCCAUCUAUGACAAUGGGAUUAAAGGAAAAGGUGUAAAAUAUCUAAGUAGUUUAUCACGUCUAGUAACUCUAGACAUCCAUUCGAAUGGAAUUGAUAGUUCCAAAACAACAAAACUUAUCAGUGAAAUGACACAAUUAAGAUCACUUGAUAUUAGUGAUAAUUAUUUUGGAAACUCUUUUAAAUGUAUAACAAACUUGAAACAAUUAACUAAGCUUAAUAUCAGUGAGAAUGAUCUUACUGACAAGUUUGCUUCCUCAAUUAGCCAAUUGAGCCAAUUGACCUACCUUGACAUUCGCGGAAACGAAAUUAUCUAUGAGGGAUUCAAAGAAAUUUGUGAAAAAUUGGAAUAUUUAACCUAUCUUGAUUUAAGUGAUAAUCAAACAAAUGAGAAGGCGAUAUCAUUUCUGGCGAGUUUCAAGAGAUACUCAAAAAUCAAACAAUUAUUCUUUGAUUCAGAAGUUGAUGAGGAUAGUACCAGCGAUGAAGAUAGUGAUUAA